This is a messenger RNA of Neoarthrinium moseri, 3246 nucleotides long. RefSeq lists its product as uncharacterized. The transcript has 4 exons. Gene Ontology annotation, cellular component: plasma membrane. Gene Ontology annotation, biological process: calcium ion transmembrane transport; intracellular calcium ion homeostasis. Gene Ontology annotation, molecular function: ATP binding; ATP hydrolysis activity; P-type calcium transporter activity. Bases 1 to 3246 code for a protein of 1081 amino acids. The record is from RefSeq and is a predicted model, not a curated record. Lineage: Eukaryota; Fungi; Ascomycota; Sordariomycetes; Amphisphaeriales; Apiosporaceae.
AUGUCGAAGAAGAAAAGCUCAACCGGCGUCCCUGAGGGCCAUGUGUCCGGACAGUCCAAUAAGCCUCUUUCGAGGCCAGCUCAUGCACUGACCGUGGAUCAGUGUGCUCAUGAGCUGGAAGCCGAUCAGAACAAUGGUCUGUCUGCCGCUGUUGCUAAAGAACGUCUGGAUCAAUGGGGCCCCAACGACUUGGGUGACUCUGAAGGCGUUUCUGCUUGGAAGAUUGUCGUAGCUCAAGUGGCCAACGCCAUGACAUUGGUCCUUAUUCUCGCUAUGGCAGUCAGCUUUGGAAUCAAAUCGUGGAUCGAAGGCGGUGUCGUAGCCCUCGUCAUCCUGCUGAACAUCACUGUUGGUUUCUUUCAGGAGUAUUCUGCCGAGAAAACCAUGGACUCCCUGCGUUCCUUGAGCUCUCCGACCGCGAGCGUCAUUCGCGAUGGAGACGCGGUGGUCAUACCCAGUGGAGAACUCGUCAUUGGAGAUAUCGUCGAGCUCAAGACCGGCGACACCAUUCCCGCUGAUAUCAGGGUAUUUGAGGAUGUCAACUUCGAAACCGAUGAGGCUCUCCUGACGGGAGAGUCUCUGCCUGUGCGGAAGAACGCGAAGGCGACGUUUGAUGACGCCACCGGACCAGGAGACCGGCUCAACGUAGGCUACAGCUCUUCUACGGUUACGAAGGGUCGCGCCAAGGGCAUCGUUUUCGCUACCGGUGUUUGCACCGAGGUUGGAGCCAUCGCCGUCGCCUUGCGCGACAAGGACUCCAAGGUCCGGCCGGUGAAGCGCAAGCCCGAUGGCUCUGCCAAACCCCACCGAUACCUCGAGGCCUACACGCUGACCAUGACGGACGCCAUCGGCAAGUUUCUCGGGGUCAACGUUGGCACUCCACUGCAGAGGAAGCUCUCGAAGCUGGCUCUCUUGCUCUUUGGAAUUGCUGUGGUCUGUGCCAUUAUCGUUCUUGCGGCCAACCGUUUCAUGCCUGAACAGGAGGUAAUCAUUUAUGCAGUUGCCACCGGCUUGUCCAUGAUACCUGCGUCGCUUGUCGUUGUCCUUACUAUCACGAUGGCCGCAGGCACGAAGCGAAUGGUCCAACGUGGCGUUAUCGUCCGGAAUCUCAAAUCGCUGGAGGCGCUUGGCGCCGUGACAGACAUCUGCUCGGAUAAGACAGGGACUCUUACUCAAGGCAAGAUGGUGGCGAAGAAAGCCUGGAUCCCGGCCCUAGGGACAUAUACUGUCGACACUUCAUCCAAACCCUUCGACCCCACCGCCGGCAAGAUUCUAUUUACAGAUCGUCAACCUCACCAGGUGGCCCGCAAGGAGGAUGGGACCGAGACUAAUGGAUCAGUUCUCGAGCCAGAAACGCUGCUCUCCAGCGGCAAAAGCGCCCUGGUUGAAUAUCUCCGCAUCGCCUCCCUCGCCAACCUCGCGACAGUCCAGCAAAAGGAUGGCGAAUGGCAUGCCCGGGGAGAUCCUACGGAGAUUGCCAUCCAAGUGUUGGCGGCGCGCUUUGAUUGGAACCGGCUCAAAUUCGUCAGUGGACAGCAGCCCGAGUGGACACAGGUUGCCGAGCUGCCCUUCGACUCCGAUGUCAAGCGGAUGUCAGUCAUCUUCAAGGAAGAGUCAAGUGGCGAUCUGUUUGCAUUCACCAAAGGUGCCGUGGAGAGAAUGAUUGGAGCCUGCACAUCCUACUGUCCUUCUGACGAUGGAGAGACCGCUGAAAUGACAUCCGAAUUUCGCGAGACUAUACUGAAGAACACCGAAAGCCUCGCUGGCAUGGGGUUGAGAGUCCUUGCCUUGGCAAGCAGGAAGCUGGACGCUGAGUUCGCGACCACCGGCGACAUCGACCGGGCCUCUGUGGAGCACGAUCUGGUCUUCCGUGGCCUCGUUGGGCUGUACGAUCCGCCGCGGCCUGAGUCGAAGCCGGCGGUGAGAAGCUGCCACGAAGCCGGCAUCGCCGUGCAUAUGCUGACCGGCGACCACCCCGAGACCGCAAGGGCCAUCGCCGUCGAGGUCGGGAUUCUGCCUAGUCGCAUGAGCCGCGUACGGCACGAUAUUGCUCAGUCGAUGGUCAUGACUGCGAGCGAGUUUGAUGCCCUGACGGACGACCAAGUUGAUCAGCUCCCCGUGCUGCCUUUAGUCAUUGCUCGCUGUGCGCCAAACACCAAAGUUCGGAUGAUUGAGGCUCUCCACCGACGCAACAAAUUCUGUGCGAUGACCGGUGACGGCGUUAAUGAUUCCCCUUCACUUCGGCGCGCAGAUGUGGGCAUUGCAAUGGGACAAGCCGGUAGUGACGUCGCCAAGGAAGCUUCAGACGUGGUACUGGCGGACGACAACUUCGCAAGCAUUGUGGCUGCUAUCGAGGAAGGCCGCCGUAUCUUUGACAACAUUCAGAAGUUUGUACUUCAUGUGCUUGCCGAAAACAUCGCGCAAGCAGGCACUCUUCUGAUCGGUCUUGUUUUCCGGGAUGCCAGUCAGCUUUCCGUCUUUCCGCUCGCCCCCGUCGAAAUUGUCUGGAUUAUUAUGAUUACCAGCGGCAUGCCAGAUAUGGGUCUCGGCUUUGAACGCGCAGUUCCUGAUGUUAUGACUCGGCCGCCGCAGAGUUUGAAGACCGGGAUAUUCGACGCCGAAUUUCUCGUCGACAUGGUUGUCUACGGUCUCUGGAUUGCCGCACUGUGCCUGGCAUCCUUCAGCCUUGUCGUCUUUGGCUUCGGCGGAGGAAACCUUGGUCACAACUGCAAUGACUCCUAUAGCGAGUCCUGCGACACGGUAUUCAGGGCUCGUGCUACCACUUUCGCAUGCCUCACGUGGUUCGCGCUCUUCUUGGCAUGGGAAAUGAUAGACCGACGACGAUCUUUCUUUCGGAUGCAGCCUGACUCGAAGCGAUACCUGACACAAUGGAUGGUUGACAUUUGGGCGAACAAGUUCCUCUUCUGGGCUGUCAUAUUUGGAUUUGUGACCCUGUUUCCAGUUGUGUACAUUCCGGUUAUCAACACGGCUGUGUUCAAGCACUCUGGUAUUACGUGGGAAUGGGGAAUCGUCUUCGUAAGUGCCGCCCUGUUCAUAGGCGGAGUCGAGGCUUGGAAAUGGGCAAAGCGCGUCUUCUUCCGUCACAGCCGGCGCAGCGACCGGAUUGCCAGUUGGAAAGACAUGGACGUGGAGGAACGCACGUUCGCUGAGUUCUUCACCGACACCGGGGGAGACUCCACUGGACAAGCACUUCGCGAGAAGGCACCAAUCCAGCCAGUAGAUUAA